AUGCCGCAUGACCUUUCCCAUCUUGGCUUCCUUGCUGGUCAGAUUGGUCGUCUUAUUACCAUUUCAACUACUCCGGUUAUCGCUGGCGACUCCUUCGAGAUGGACGCCGUUGGCGCUCUCCGUCUUUCUCCAUUGCGUCGUGGCCUUGCUAUUGACUCUACUGUAGACAUUUUUACUUUUUAUGUCCCUCAUCGUCACGUUUAUGGUGAACAGUGGAUUAAGUUCAUGAAGGAUGGUGUUAAUGCCACUCCUCUCCCGACUGUUAACACU
Messenger RNA from Haemonchus placei, 270 nucleotides. The record is from the annotation of a GenBank genome assembly. Lineage: Eukaryota; Metazoa; Nematoda; Chromadorea; Rhabditida; Trichostrongylidae.